Molecule: messenger RNA, 1332 nt
Organism: Suncus etruscus (white-toothed pygmy shrew)
Lineage: Eukaryota; Metazoa; Chordata; Mammalia; Eulipotyphla; Soricidae
Gene: AVPR2
Product: arginine vasopressin receptor 2
Exons: 4
Coding region: 1-1332 (443 amino acids)
Biological process (GO): G protein-coupled receptor signaling pathway; regulation of systemic arterial blood pressure by vasopressin; positive regulation of vasoconstriction
Cellular component (GO): membrane
Molecular function (GO): vasopressin receptor activity; peptide binding
Source: RefSeq, a predicted model, not a curated record
AUGGAGAGCGCCCGCCGCUGCCCGCUGCCCAGGAGCCCCGGAGCCCCACCAGCUCCAUCAGGCUGGGGUACACCCCCGGCCCCCUUCAGCUGGCACACACGGGCACAUGCCCCGAUGCAGCUGCACGCACGGCUGGCCCUGCGCACGCGCGCACCUGGACAGCAGGCUGAGCUCACCCUGUCUCCCGCAGCUGCUCGCUUGGGAUACAGGCCUUGCCGCACCGUGCCCAUGGCGUCCACGACCUCCGCCAUGCCAGGACCCUUCUCACUGAGUGCCCCUGGCAAUAACAGCACAGAGUUGCCGGAUGACAGGGACCCGCUGCUGGCCCGGGCAGAGGUGGCUCUGCUCGCCACGGUCUUUGUGGUGGUGGCGCUGAGUAAUGGGCUGGUGCUAGGGGCCCUGGUGCGGCGGGGCCGGCGGGGCCGCUGGGCGCCCAUGCACGUCUUCAUCUGCCAUUUGUGCCUGGCCGACCUAGUAGUGGCCCUGUUCCAAGUGCUGCCCCAGCUGGCCUGGGAUGCCACCGACCGCUUCCUGGGGCCCGAUGCCCUGUGCCGGGCCAUCAAGUACCUGCAGAUGGUUGGCAUGUACGCCUCAUCCUACAUGAUCCUGGCCAUGACAGUGGACCGCCACCGUGCCAUCUGCCGGCCCAUGCUGGCCUAUCGCCAGGGUGGUGGUCCUCAUUGGAACCGGCCGGUGCUGCUGGCCUGGGCCUUGUCACUGCUGCUCAGUGUCCCACAGCUCUUCAUCUUCGCACAGCGUGACGUGGGUGACAACAGUGGAGUCUUUGACUGCUGGGCCCGCUUUGCUGAGCCCUGGGGUCUCCGCGCCUAUGUUACCUGGAUUGCCCUGAUGGUGUUUGUGGCCCCUGCACUGGGCAUCGCUGUCUGCCAGGUGCUCAUCUUCCAGGAAAUCCAUACCAGCUUGCUACCAGGGCCGGCCCACGGGGCAGGGGCACAACGUGGGGGGAGUGGGCAGGGCGCUGGCCGUGAGGGGACACGGGUAUCGGCAGCUGUGGCCAAGACAGUAAGGAUGACGCUGGUGAUAGUGAUCGUCUAUGUGCUGUGCUGGGCCCCCUUCUUCCUUGUGCAGCUAUGGGCAGCGUGGGAUCCUAACGCUCCACGGGAAGGACCCCUGUUUGUGCUGCUUAUGCUGCUGGCCAGCCUCAACAGCUGCACCAACCCCUGGAUCUAUGCCUUCUUCAGCAGCAGUGUCUCCUCUGAGCUCCGACGCCUGUUGUGCUGCACCCCAAGACAUGCCCUGCCAAGCCUGGGGCCCCAGGAGGAGUCGUGCACCACUGCCAGCUCCUUCCUGGCCAAGGACGCUUCCCCUUGA